GUGAAGCCAGUGGUGUAACUUCCAAGUGUGCAGCUGCUAUGGGACCCAAGCUGCUUCCAGGGCCCGCUGCUCCCCCUGCACCCAUUCACUGGCUGACCCCAAGGACCGUAGCUCCCCUUCACCCCCACUAAGAACGCAGCUGAAUUCAUUAACCCCUGUUACCCCGAGGCUGCAGCCUCACGGAGCCUGAGUAUGCAGCAAGGGGAUGGUGGGGUACCUGGCCGACUCCAAGUGAUGCGAUUUGCGGGUAUUUAGGGGGCACGGCCUAAUGACGGGAAGUGCCAGCCCCCAUCAGAGACCUCUGCUGGACUGGAAUCAGGAGCCCAGCAGUAAGUCCUUGGUGACCUUACGUGUGGAUAGCACUGGAUUUUAUCUCUACUGGACCUGUCCUAACAUGGAAGUUGAUAUUCUAGAUAUCAGUUUUAUAAGAGACACACGGACAGGGAAGUAUGCUAAAAUACCUAAGGACUCUCGAAUGAGGGAAACUUUAGGAUUCUCAGGAACAGAGCAGCGUCCUGAAGAAAAACUGGUAACCGUUGUGUAUGGCUGCGACCUUAUUAAUAUCAACUUCCUCAACUUUAUGGCUGUUCAGGAGGACACGGCAAAGAUAUGGACAGAUGGACUUUUUAAGCUGGCCACAAAUAUUCUGGCCCAGAAUUCAUCCCGGAACACGUUCCUGCAGAAAGCGUACACCAAACUGAAGCUGCAAAAGAACCAGGAUGGAAGGAUACCAGUGAAGAACAUCUUAAAGAUGUUUGCAGCUGACAAGAAGAGAGUGGAGACUGCACUUGAGUCCUGUGGCCUGAACUUUAACCGGAGUGAGUCCAUCAAGCCGGAGGAGUUCACCUUUGAAAUUUUUGAGCGAUUUCUCAAUAAGUUAUGCCUUCGCCCGGACAUCGAUAAGAUCCUGUUGGAGCUUGGAGCUAAAGGGAAACCUUACUUAAAUCUGGAGCAAUUGAUGGAAUUCCUAAACCAGAAGCAGAGGGAUCCACGACUUAAUGAGAUCCUUUUCCCACCACUAAAGAGGGACCAGGUGCGCCAGCUUAUUGAGAAGUACGAGCCCAACAAACAAUUUCUGCAGAGGGACCAGAUGUCCAUGGAAGGCUUUAGUCGCUUCUUGGGUGGGGAUGAGAACAGCAUUGUUCCCCCAGAGGCCCUUGAUCUGAGUGAUGACAUGACACAACCGCUCACCAGUUACUUUAUCAAUUCCUCCCACAACACUUACCUCACCGCCGGACAGCUGACUGGUAACUCCUCCGUGGAGAUGUACAGACAGGUGCUGCUCACAGGUUGCCGCUGUAUUGAGUUGGACUGCUGGAAGGGACGUCCCCAAGAUGAAGAGCCCUUCAUUACCCAUGGUUUCACCAUGACCACUGAGAUACCAUUCAAGGAAGUCAUUGAAGCAAUAGCAGAAAGUGCCUUUAAAACCUCACAGUUUCCAGUCAUUUUAUCAUUUGAAAAUCACGUUGACUCCGCAAAGCAACAAGCUAAGAUGGCCGAGUAUUGUAGGAACAUCUUUGGAGAUGCGCUCUUAAUCGAACCCCUGGAGAAAUAUCCUCUUCAACCAGGUGUGGCUCUCCCAAGCCCCCAGGAACUCAUGGGGAGGAUUCUAGUGAAGAACAAGAAGAGGCACAGGGGAGGGGGGAAGGGCAGUGUCAAGAGAAGAGUGAGUGAGCAGCCUUCCAACACUUACAGUGACUCUUCAAGUGUGUGCGAGUCUCCUGCAGUGGGAGCUCUGAUAUCUGACUCUGCUGACGUAUCGUUGACACUUUCCAAUGGGGAUGAAAAAAUGGAGGAGAGGAUUCCCAAGUGUGUGGAACCACGCAAGUCUAUCGACCGUGAUGCUUAUAGUGAGGAGGAGGAGGACGAAGAGCCGUCAGAUCCUAAGAAGUCUGAUGAGGGCACUGCAAGCAGUGAAGUCAGUGCCACAGAAGAAAUGUCCACUCUUGUCAAUUACGUGGAACCUGUUAAGUUCAAGUCAUUCGACUUAGCCAAUAAGAGAAAUAAAUAUUAUGAAAUGUCUUCUUUUGUUGAGACUAAAGCUCUGGAGCAGCUCACUAAAUCUCCCAUGGAGUUUGUAGAAUAUAACAAGAAGCAAUUGAGUCGUAUUUACCCCAAAGGAACGAGGGUGGAUUCCUCUAAUUACAUGCCACAGGUUUUCUGGAAUGCCGGAUGUCAGAUGGUGGCAUUGAAUUUCCAAACACUGGACCUUGCCAUGCAGUUAAAUAUGGGGAUAUUUGAGUAUAACCGACGGAGUGGGUACCUCCUAAAGCCGGAAUUUAUGCGCCGGACAGACAAACCUUUCGACCCUUUUACAGAAAAUAUAGUUGAUGGUAUUGUGGCAAAUACAGUAAAAAUCAAGAUUAUCUCAGGGCAGUUCCUGUCUGAUAAACGUGUCGGAAUAUAUGUGGAGGUUGAUAUGUUUGGAUUGCCUGUUGACACCAAGAGGAAGUUUCGGACCAAAACUUCCCAGGGAAACUCAUUUAACCCUGUGUGGGAUGAGGAGCCAUUUAUAUUCCAUAAGGUGGUGCUCCCCACACUGGCCUCUCUUCGCAUUGCCGUCUUUGAAGAAGGUGGGAAGUUUGUUGGCCACAGAAUUCUUCCAGUAUCUGCGAUACGACCAGGUUAUCACUACAUCUGUCUCAGGAAUGAGAUUAAUCAGCCUCUGUGUCUCCCGGCACUGCUUGUAUACACUGAAGCAAAUGAUUAUAUUCCUGAUGAUCACCAAGAGUACAUCAGAGCUCUGAUUAACCCCAUCCAACAUGCCAGUCUGGAUGAGAGGGCAAAGAAACUUGUGGCUCUAAUUGGAGACAGUGAGCAGCCCAACAACGCAGAGAAACCACAAGAGCGGAAAAAGCCAGAAACGCCAUUUGCCUCUCCACAGAUACCUGUUGGGACCAAGAAACUAUCUAUCACCCCAGUGUCACCACCAGUUCACCGGGAUGGCCUUAUAGCAGGCAUACUGACAGACGUGCAGGCCCCUUCUUUAGAAGAGCUGAAGUUACAGAAAAGCUUUGUGAAGCUGCUUUGCAGACAGUACAGGGAAUUGCGCCAUAUGCACCGCAAACACCUGCGCAAGGUGUCCUCUCUCUGCAAAGAGCAGAACAGCAGAGUCAUACAGCUGCAGAGCAUCCGAAGGAAGAUGUUUGGAAAAAGCAAUAAAGGAGAACAAGAUUCUGUUAGGCAAUGCUGUGUUCUAGCAGGGAAUGUGGAUACACUUUGUGCCAGCAAGAGUAUUGUUUACAAUGGAGGACACUGUGACACCAUAAACAGUUCAUAUUCUGAGCAAGAAGAGCAGCAAAAGAAGCUAAUGGAUCUACAGGGAGAGCAGCAGAGACGCCUGCUGGAGAUGAGAGAACUUCAGCAUGAACAAGAAAGGAAAAUCAAACACAUCCACCUUCAGCAGGCUGUUCAGAAGCUCCAGGAUGUGGCCCAGUCUUGUCAUUCUGCACAGCUCAAGAAGUUAAAAGAGAUCAACGAAAAGGAGAAGAAAGAACUACAGAAGAUCCUAGACAGAAAGAGACAUAACAGCAUCACUGAGGCCAAAUCACGAGAUCGGCAAAAGAAAGAAGGAGAACUUACAGAGAUCAACAGACGUCACAUCAAUGAGUCAGUGAACUUUAUACGCAGUUUAGAAGAAGCACAGAACAAGCGUCUGGAGAAGUUGCUGGCUGCUCACCAGGAUACUCUGCAGAGGAUAAAGGACGAGGAGCCAAAGCUGAUGACUCAGUUGGAAGAGGAAUGCCAAGCAGAGUUUCGUCAGCUCCCCCAGGAAGUACGACGGUACCUGCAAGAGGAAGGAUGCACUUGGGGUGGAGGCAGUUCAGGGCCUCCAUCAUCCACACACAGCACGCCAUCAUCUAUCACACGGGGCUGGGGAUCACAGCUUGAUGAAGGGGAUCGUUUACAAACACCAGAGGACUCAAGUGAUGAAGCCACUCGACUCUGACCCCCAAAAAUCAAGAACUUAUAUUUUUAAUAUAUAUAAAUAUUCAAAAGAUCACCCCUUUCAAAAAGAGAAGGAUUCAUAGCCACUGAUAUAGUAUCCUCGAAAUGUAUUAUGAAACCUGCUAUUUUGAUAUCAAACAAAAAUCAGAGGACACCAAAGUGAUGAACUUCCUCCUGGGAUGAAUAAACUGUAUAGUCACUAAGGAGAAGGAGAUGAUGCCAUAUUCCCAAGAAUGACACUGCUUGUGCAACACUAUGUAUGAGAGGCAUUGUGCGUGUGUUAUGUGUUGUAUGCAAAAGUGGAGCGUGUGUGUGUGUCACAGGAUUCUCCCAUUUUAUGUAUUUUUUACACACAUUUUAUUUCUCCAAUAAAAUGGGCAGAAAUCGUGA
This is a messenger RNA of Pseudophryne corroboree (corroboree frog), 4338 nucleotides long. It is a transcript of the gene PLCB3, whose product is annotated as phospholipase C beta 3. Gene Ontology annotation, molecular function: calcium ion binding; calmodulin binding; phosphatidylinositol-4,5-bisphosphate phospholipase C activity. The coding region runs from base 269 to 3949 and encodes 1226 amino acids. The transcript has 34 exons. Gene Ontology annotation, biological process: phosphatidylinositol-mediated signaling; release of sequestered calcium ion into cytosol; lipid catabolic process. The record is from RefSeq and is a predicted model, not a curated record. NCBI's taxonomy places the organism in Eukaryota, Metazoa, Chordata, Amphibia, Anura, Myobatrachidae.